Ricinus communis (castor bean) is the source of this 879-nucleotide messenger RNA. RefSeq names its product ubiquitin-NEDD8-like protein RUB2. Gene Ontology annotation, biological process: protein ubiquitination; modification-dependent protein catabolic process. The coding region runs from base 175 to 639 and encodes 154 amino acids. The record is from RefSeq and is a predicted model, not a curated record. The transcript has 3 exons. NCBI's taxonomy places the organism in Eukaryota, Viridiplantae, Streptophyta, Magnoliopsida, Malpighiales, Euphorbiaceae. Gene Ontology annotation, cellular component: nucleus; cytoplasm. Gene Ontology annotation, molecular function: ubiquitin protein ligase binding; protein tag activity.
AAAAAACAAAAUAAAUAAAUAAAAGGAAAAAGAAACUACACCGUAUCUCAAGAAAAAAAAAGAGAUUUUAAAUAACCGGGGAGCUGCUCUACGCUACCCGUAGUUCAUCGCUAUCAGCAUCUUUGAGAGAGUGGGCGAAGGAAGAAGAAGAAGAAGAAGAAGAAGAAGAAGAAGAUGCAGAUCUUCGUUAAGACCCUCACUGGCAAGACUAUUACUCUCGAGGUCGAGAGCAGCGACACCAUUGACAACGUCAAAGCUAAGAUUCAGGAUAAGGAAGGGAUUCCUCCAGACCAGCAAAGAUUGAUAUUUGCUGGUAAGCAACUGGAGGAUGGGCGUACUCUUGCUGACUAUAACAUCCAGAAGGAGUCCACACUUCAUCUUGUUUUGAGGCUUCGAGGAGGAACUAUGAUCAAGGUCAAGACUCUUACUGGAAAGGAGAUUGAAAUUGAUAUUGAGCCUACAGAUACCAUCGAUCGAAUCAAGGAACGUGUUGAGGAGAAAGAAGGCAUUCCUCCUGUCCAGCAAAGGCUUAUUUAUGCUGGGAAGCAGCUCGGAGAUGACAAGACAGCUCGUGACUACAACAUUGAGGGUGGUUCUGUGCUUCAUCUUGUGCUUGCCUUGAGGGGUGGUUGUUUUUAGAUGGUGCCUGUAUCUUUUAGAAUGUCUUUGUCUGUGACGUGUGGAUAAGCAUUGAGACUACAAUAGGGAGGAUGUUCAAUUCAUUUUCUGAACAUGAGAUUGUUCAUUUCCCAGUCAAGUGAUCUGUUUCUAUUUACUGUGCUUAUUUUGUCUUGCUAUAUCUCUAGGCCUUUUCAAAGUACGCAAGUAUGAUAUGCUAAAUUCAUAUUUUCAUACUAAAUUCAUGUUUGCAAUUCAUUA